AUGGACGAGGUCGACAAGAUCCUCAUCCACUCGCUCCGCCUCUCCGGAACGCAGGUCCCCGAGGAGGUGCAGAGCCUGCGGGAGUUCACCACGGAGCUGAUCGUGGAGUCAGUGGUGCGAUGCCUCCGCGUCAUUCACCCGUCGCUAGGCGCCAGCCUCUGCCACGUGCUGCCCCCUGGCAUGUCGGCCCGGUUCCGCGUCGGCACCAGCCUGGCCCAGGCCUGCCAGGAGCUGGGCUACCAGGGUGAGGUCGGGUACCAGACUUUCCUGUACAGCAGCGAGCCCGAGAUCCGGCGCCUCCUGCUGUUCCUGGUGGAGAAGCUGCCCAGGGACGACGCUGAGGACGCCAGGCAGCCGGCCGGGAAGUCGGCCGGGCUACUCCGCGCCAUCGCCACGACGAUCAAGGAGCAGCUGGGGACGCCCUGGGUGCCCCCCGCCUGUCGCACCCCCCGGCUACAGCGGCUGCAGGGCACCUCUCUGCUGAAACCGUUUCACGCCCACCCCUUGGUCCUGCCCCGCGAUUCGGGGCCGGCUCUGACCUCCAUGUCUACCCCCCCAGAGCGCCGGGAGUUUUUCGGGAGGUUCCUGCCCCCAGUGCCGGCCCAGCCCCCCCAGCCGGGCGCCGUGGCCCCCUCCCUGCUGGAGCGACACGCGGGCGACCUGGGGGCGCAGCACGACUGGGAGGCCGACUGGCAGAGCCAGGGGCUGGCGUCUCGCCUGCCCCCCAAGGAGUAUGUGCAGUGGAAGCGUCAGCGGCUCCAGCGCCGCCUGCUGGACCAGCUGCGUCAGGCUGCUCCCCCCCACGGCGCUGCCGGCCCCCCCCAGCCAGGGGCGCCCGACCUGGCCCAGCUGCUGGGCGCGGGGGGCACCAGGGGGCCCCUCGCCAAGGGGUCCCGCUUCAGCCACGCCCAGCGCCUGGCGCACGAACAGGACCCUCAGGAACUUGUGGGGCAGAUGCAGGCGGCGGUGGAAACUCUCCCGUCUUCCAAGACCUCGGAGCAGGUAGCAGGGGGGACCCCAGUUCGGGGCAGGGUGGGGGGUGUGACGGGAGGUGCAGGCGCGGCAGGAGGAGGAGCUGGCCGCCUGCGGGGGGAGCUGCAGCGCCUGGAGGCCGAGAUGGACGCUGUGGGUGGGGAGGUGAAGGUCCUGGAGCUGAGCCUCAGCCAGGCGGAGGCGGGGCUGCGGCAGCAGCGUCUGGCUCUGGGGGGGCGCAAACAGACCCUGCAGGUGAAGAGCCGGGCCCUGGAGCUGCUCCCCCAGGCUGAGAACAACCUGGCCAAGCUGCAG
Messenger RNA from Emys orbicularis (European pond turtle), 1287 nucleotides. It is a transcript of the gene CCDC22, whose product is annotated as coiled-coil domain containing 22. Lineage: Eukaryota; Metazoa; Chordata; Testudines; Emydidae. Gene Ontology annotation, molecular function: cullin family protein binding. The annotation marks the transcript as partial. The record is from RefSeq and is a predicted model, not a curated record. Gene Ontology annotation, biological process: positive regulation of ubiquitin-dependent protein catabolic process. The transcript is spliced from 10 exons.